Eremothecium cymbalariae DBVPG#7215 is the source of this 528-nucleotide messenger RNA. RefSeq names its product Ups1p (gene UPS1). The transcript has a single exon. Gene Ontology annotation, molecular function: phosphatidic acid transfer activity. NCBI's taxonomy places the organism in Eukaryota, Fungi, Ascomycota, Saccharomycetes, Saccharomycetales, Saccharomycetaceae. The record is from RefSeq and is a predicted model, not a curated record. Gene Ontology annotation, cellular component: mitochondrial intermembrane space. Bases 1 to 528 code for a protein of 175 amino acids. Gene Ontology annotation, biological process: phospholipid transport.
AUGGUUCUAUGGCACAGGAAUACACAUAUUUUCGAUAGGGACUUUCAGACUGUGUCUCUUGCGUUUUUCAACCGAUAUCCUAAUCCCUAUGCUUCGCACGUAAUUUCAAUCGAUACAAUCUCGAGGAAGAUCGACGAUCUUGGGAAGUUGCACACUACUAGAUUGAUCAAGAAGACGGGAAAACUGCCUGCGUGGAUAAAACCCUUUUUGGGGAGGAUCACUGAGUCUUGGAUCAUCGAGAUGAGUGUUGUAGAUGCUCAAAGGGGCCAACUUCUCACGUACACGAGAAAUUUAGACCACACGAGAGUCAUUAAGGUUGAGGAAUACACACACUACCAUUACAUCAAGAGAGACGACACAACUUUGGUAGACAGCAAGGUAAAGUUCAGUAGUGGGUUCCGGAUGGGCAUCAAGCAUAAGAUCGAAGAAUGGUCGCACAGGAAGUUCGCAGAGAACAUCAAAAAGAGCAGAUUGGGCAUGGCAUUUGUGAUGGAUAAAUUAGAGACAAGGACGAAGUUAUUACUUUAA